CGACAGUUAGUAUCACCUAACAUGUUUAGCUAGUCGUGUUUUCUUUCCAAGUCUGAUCAAUAAUUUAUGUAGGUAAGCAAUAUUAAAAUUAUAUGAGAAGUUAAUGGAAAAUAUAGAAAGUAAAAAAAAGUAUUUAUCCAUAUGAAUGUUUUCCAAAGUCCUCUUUACUUUCCCUGGGUAAUCCCUUAUUUGAGCGCUAAAAAUUAUUUCUAGUGAAAUAAAUUGAUUUGUAACGACUACUACUACUACUAACUACUGAGCUUUAAACUAGUUUGAGCCCGGUGAUUUCUUUUUAACGAUUUAGGAUGUAAGAAGAUAGUGUUAUUAAUUAAAUGCAAGGUACGACUAAGGGAGGGUAACACCGCAAAGGCUAAGGGCUUCGAAGUAUAAUAAUAAAGUAAUAAGUUUAUCUGCUGCAGUUGCAGUAUUUUAAUUUUAUUAUUUAAAUUAUUAUUAUAUAGGCCUAUUCACACUCUACAGGUAUUUAUUGUCAAAUGAUUUGUUUGCAUAUUUACAGGUAGCAGUGAAUAAAAAGUAAAUAGGAACAGAUUCUGAAAAUGCCUUGUUGGUAUUUUGAAAGAAAAGAAAUUAAGAACUCACCAUCGUUUCGUGAUGGUAUUGAUACUGCUACAGAGAACAGGUACAGACGAGAAGGGGCACGAUUCAUUAUUGAUGCUGGUACAAAGAUGGGAUUGUAUCCUUUUUUGAAAGAAUUUCUCUCUACUGACAUAUCCAUCCAUUUUGUGUGUAAAUGGAUUGUUUUUUGUCAUUUUAAGAUUUCUCAUUCAGAGUUCACCUGGUAAAAGGCUAGAGGUGGGUUCACUCUGUCUCUCAAAUUAUCAUGGUUGACCAUAUCUGCUACAUGAAGUGAAAGGGUGGGUGGGUGAGCUAAAUAAUUUUAUAUUUGUUGAAAAAUUUAAAGAUUAAAAUUUAAAUACUAAAAGUGGAAAAUUGAUAAAAAUAUUCAAAAUAGAUCUUCUAUAAAAAACGAGUUAAAACACAUUAAAAAAUAGAAAACAAUUUAAAAUUUCUUAGAAUACAGUAUACAGAGAAAGUCUGCAGAAAUUUUUUAUUUAAAAUUAAUAAAACUAUAACAUAUUUAUUAAGCAUUAUCUAUAUUUAAUUCCAAUCCUUUUACUCCUUAGAGUGCUCAUCUACAUUUUUUCAGUCUUUCUUUGCGUAAUGCAUUUUAAUAAAUUGUAAAUGAUUUUCUACUUUUUGGUGGGUUUUAAUUCUUAAAAAAAAAAGUUUAUUAAAUACAUUUUUAUUGGAACAUCAAAAUAGCAUUUAAAAAUUUCAACUUAAUGACCUAGACCUUAGUCUAAUUAUGUGUGUGUUUAUGAAUAUAUCUAUUUGUUUGACUGUCCCCUACUAGAGAUUUGUCAGACUCUGAAAUAAAACGUAAAUACCUAAGGGAACUCCAAAAUAGAUGCCUAGUUUUAAAAUGACCAGUGGUUAGUACCAAAAAGCAUAACUUUCCAUCAUCUAAAAAUAGCGUAAAAAAUUUCAACAAGUUCCUUCUUAGGGACAUAAAUAUAAUGUUCUCUUACAAUAUUAAUAUUUCCUUUAACAUUUGUAUUACUAUCAGAAAUUUUGAAUGGCCACAUUAAUUUUUGCUAAAAUUAGCGAACCCUUUCAAAAUUCAGGGGUCAUAGCUAUUGUAUAUUUUUUAAUGGUUUGACAAUAUCAUUCACAGGCCAUCCUGUGAACAAUUUAAACACAUUUACUAGAUAUUAUUCAAGAAAAACAGUGGCUGCACUGCAUAUUUCUGUUUUAUUCAUCGAUUUAUGAAUAAAAACAAAGUUUUUUUGUUCUUAAAACAUUUACUAACCUUCAUUAAUUAUUUCAAAAUAAAUUUCAGUGUAUUAUAUAUGCAUUUACUAGGUUAUCAAUAAAUUAUGAAUGAAGUUACAUGCAAUAGAAAAAUAUGAUCCAAAUGAAAUUUCAUUUACUUAAGCCAAAAUCGACAGUCAAAAAUGUUUAAAAUCUUUCUUGAUUAAAAAACCCAGCUGUAGCAAAGAGGUUGAUGUUUGAUGACUUUCAACUCCAACAUCAAAAAUCAUGAGGUCAAAUCUGUAUUUAUGUAGUCUGAAGUAGCUUUGUUUUCCUUGAUGUUCCUCUAGACGUUAUGACACAUGUGCUACAGGAGUUGUUUACUUCCAUCGCUUCUACAUGUUUCAUUCUUUCAAAGAAUUUUACAGAUAUGUAAGUUUUAUCUACAUUAUAUACCAUCCAUAUUUUAUAAAAAUAUAGUAAAAAUUUAAAUUAAAUUUAUGUCUGUGUGUUUCACCUUCUUUCUUCUUUCUACUCAGUGAGUGAUUUACAAUGAAUAUCUAGACUAAUAUAUGACUAUAUCAUUGGACCAUCCGCCAAAUUUGUCAUUUAAUGACAAAGGUUAUGGUAUGUUUAUUAAUAAUGCUUUUACUCAAAGAUUCAUUCCAUCAGUUUGCAUGCAUCCACCGGUGCCUGAGCCAACAGCCAAGGAGCACCACUUCUGUCUGCUGACUCCUUCUUGUGGGAGCUGUCUGCAAAUAUUUCUCUUUUGUUCAGCUUUCUUUGGUUAUUUUUCUCUGGGUUGUUCUGGGAAGUGAACUCGUUUUUUUUUUCUACAAGCAGCUGGAUGUUUCUCUGCCAUAAAAUUUUACCUUGAACCACAUACAAUAUUGUUCACUUUGAACCACAUACUAUAUUGUUCACUUUGAACCACAUACAAUAGUUUUCACUUUGAACCACAUACAAUAUUGUUCACUUUGAACCACAUACUAUAUUGUUCACUUUGAACCACAUACAAUAUUGUUCACUUUGAACCACAUACAAUAUUGUUCACUUUGAACCACUUACUAUAUUGUUCACUUUGAACCACAUACAAUAUUGUUCACUUUGAACCACAUACAAUAUUGUUCACUUUGAACCACAUACAAUAUUGUUCACUUUUAACCACAUACAAUAUUGUUCACUUUCUAACAUCUUUGACAGUGAUUUAAAUUUUUCACUUCAUAUUAAUAAUAUUGUAAUUGUCCGAGUUUAACAAAUUUAUAUCUUGGCCGUUUCCUCAUAGAAAUAAAUAAAUAAUAGGGCUGUUUUAAUAUAUUUUAACAUAAUAUUUUCUAACCAGGUAACUGCAGCUUGUUGCCUAUUCUUGGCUGGGAAGGUGGAAGAGACGCCCAAAAAGUGUAAAGAUAUCAUUAAAAUAGCUCAGUCCCUUUUGUCACCGGCAUCUUUCCUGAGGUUUGGGGAUGAUCAAAGGGUGAGAACUCUUACAGUCUGCUUGAUCAUUUUCAUUCAUGCUCGACACAGUAUCACGUUUUCUUAUCGUCAGAUGUAUCAUUUUGAAUGCACAACUGAGACAACACAUGGGAUUUUAAAUGUUAGUUUGUUAAGACAAAUGUAAAAAAGUUGAGUUCAUUUUUAAUUUUAGCAUCAUGCCAAGCUUUGUUAAAAAAAACAUUUCCCAGAAGAUAGUUAUUUAUAUUCUGGUUCUGGUAAUGUUUCGUUGCUGCAUCCAUGUACUGUAUUGCAACGGUUGGGGAUAUGAUGUUGCUAUUCUAACAGCUCCUAGUUGAUGCCAGGGCAGCCUUGAAACUUUCCACCGAUGUCGAGUUCACAGUGGCAUCGUUCAGGUGGUUCCAUGCUAUUAUUGUGCAUGGGAAGAAAGAUUAUUAAUACUGCACUGUGUUGCACUGAGGCAUUUGCUAUUGUUUCUUGUGUAAUUGUUUAUGGGAUGGGAAUGUCAGUGGUGAAGUCAGUGUUCAGUGAGGGUUUUGCUCUGAUCAGUGUACCCGGCUUCUGUGGGGUGAGGUACGUGCCUGCUGGGAUGGCCGGCACCAGUCUAAGGGGAUAUAUUUGGUCAUCAAUCCCCUAUUAAUAAAACUAAUGGAAUAAAUGCGUAUAGUUGUAAAUUUAUUAAAUCCAAGAUAUUAAAUCUUAAAAUGAUCAUGUUGAAUUUUAAUAAUUCAUUUUUUUCAUUUUUGUUUUCCCAGGAGGAGGUAAUGACCAUGGAGAGAAUCUUGCUGAAGACAAUUAAGUUUGAUCUUCAAGUAGAACAUCCAUACAGUUGCAUGCUCAAAUUUGCCAAACAUUUUAAAGGUGAAGAGUUUAUUUCCAUUUUAUGUUGUUAGGACUCUUGAAAUCAAUUAAUUUUAAAAAAUCCAAACUUUUUUUUGGUUGUUUGUAUAGUUAUAGUGUAUCAAUUUUAUGGCGGAAUUUUUUAAGAAGCCUUAAAAAAUAAAUCAUUCCAUACCAUGAUCAUCCAAUCAAUAAAGUAACUAAAUUAAGGUCAAGAUUGCAGAAUAUUUUAACAAGCAUAUACUGAACACUCUUUUAAGUUUCUCAAAUAAAUGUGUUUAGUAUUUAUUAUUUUCCAUGAACAUCAUGUUAUUCAUCAUAAGAAACUCAAUAAUUUAAGAAAUGAUGUUCUCAGUAUUAUAAGCAUAAAUGUGUGAUAGAGAAAAAGACCGACCUAUGUUUUUACAAUACUGACAAUACUUCUAACUGGCAUUAAUGAGUGAAAUUUACCAUGUUUUUUGCUUGGUAAAGGAAAUUAGAGAUGGAAGCAACUUUCAAUCUCAGGCAUCAGUACUUACAAAUGCGAGCUUGGAGAAUGCAUGGAGACCUGUCCUCUGUACUAGAUAGAUAUUUUGAGAGGACACAAUUGUUGCAUCAGGCCAGAAAGUCUGGGUGAUGAAAUGCAUGACUUGAAGAUGCGAAAGAAAGAGCGAGAUCCCCCCCGUCCUUCCUCCCUGAUUUUAAAACUCAUUUCUUUCCUUUCAUGUGUGUGGCCUUGAAGAAUCACUUGUUCAAAGACAGCAGCCACCUGGACGCAAGGGGGAAUCAGGAUUGUUUCCACGUCAGGAGUUUUAUCAUUCUUCUGUUAAAUUUCUCAUUCGUUUUUUUAAAAAUGUUGUUUACAUUUGUAGGGUUAAAUGAUGUGUGCUCGACACUGGACUGGAAGUAUUAAUAAAGUAGCUGCACUAGAAAUCCUACACAUUUAAUUCUUCUCUAUCAUCAGGAGACAAGGAAAAGACUCAGAAAAUGGCACAGAUGGCCUGGACUUUUAUUAAUGACAGGUAGUACAUUAUUCAUAUAGUAUUAUCAUGGAUUAUUCACUACUCAUUUUCUCUUAAAGAAGCAUUUCUUUUCCCCAUGUACCUAUUGUACAAUUCUAUACUUUGUUUAUGUAAUAUAAUGAUUCAAAUAUUUAAUAUAUAUAGAUAUAUAUUUAAUAAAGAUAUAUAUAUUUUUAUGUAAACAACAUUUUAUUGACAACUCUGUCCCAUGAGCCAAGAACACAAGCUGACAAAUGUAUAUUCUAAUUCAACAAAAAAAUGUUUGCACCAUUUUUAAAAUUUGUUGUGCCCAUAUUAAUUUGGUUCAUCUUUAAUAAUGAAAAAUGUAUGCAUAAAAACUUGGGUAUAAAUGUUUCUUUUCAUAUAGCAAUGAUUUAAAUACAUAACCAGGAUUCUUUUCUUGUUUUUUUGCUAAGUAUUUUCUUCCAUACAGACCAGUUUGUAAAUUGUAUUUUGAUAUUCCUUCAAAAACAAGAUAAAUAUAUACUGCUGAUCUACUUUUAAUGGUCUCUGAUCCUGUUUCAUGAAUUCUUUCCCUCUAGUCUGUGUACAACACUUUGCUUGCAAUGGGAACCAGAGAUUGUGGCAGUCUCCCUCAUGUACCUGGCCUCCCGGCUGACCAAGUUUGAACCAACAGAUUGGUCCAGCAGGUCCAGCAGUAGGGCCAAAUGGUGGGAGGACUUUGUGGAAGGAAUGUCCAUGGAGUUGAUGGAAGGUGAAAUAGGGAAUAACAAUUAGUUCAGUAAAUUUAAAACAUGUGUGAUGUGAACAUGGUGUAGUACAGGGCUGUCCAAACAUGUGUGAUGUGAACAUGGUGUAGGACAGGGCUGUCCAAACAUGUGUGAUGUGAACAUGGUUUAGGACAGGGCUGUCCAAAUGUGUGAUGUCAACAUGGUGUUGGACAGGGCUGUCCAAACAUAUGUGAUGUCAAAAUGGUGUAGGACAGGGCUGUCCAAACAUGUGUGAUUCAACAUGGUGUAGGACAGGGCUGUCCAAACUUUUUGACAAUGAGGGCCAAAAUUUCUUUUCUACGAUCCCGAGGGCCGCAAAUGACUUCUCAAAAGGAAGAUUACAUUUAUUUUUUACUUUUUAGAAAAUUAUUCAUAUUAGAAAUAAAUUUUACCUGAUGUAUAAAGAGUCACAUAUGCAAUAGCAUUAUUAGCUCAUUAAAAAUAUAAAUAAAUCGAAUAAAAACUGUAGCCAUUUUUAAUUAUAUAUUUGGCUUUGAAUUGUACUUGCAACUGUCAUAAUUUGAGGUAGUUAUUGGUAGAUAUGCCCUCGUUAGAUUUUCUAAAUGUUCACCAGUCAAAGCGUUAAGAUUUUUGGACUCAAUGUUGUUCUUUCAGUGAUGUAAGGUGAUUCCAAAAAACAUGGUUACAAUGUUGUUACAUUCUCACAGAAGAAACAAACGUCAUCCAGAAUUUAUUUUGCCAAGCAUUCUUAUGUUUGUUAAUAAAAAAAUAAUGUCAAGAACCGUUUCUACUGUCUCCCACAACUCCUCCAUGGCUGCACUGCACUAACUACAAACAAACUCUGCUUGUAUUCUGCUUUCUACUUAUUGAACAUCUCACUCUCUCAUCUCUGAAUACCAGGUACUUGUCCCCAACGUCACAACAAUACAGAAUGGACACACAGUUUUCCCAUACCUGGCUACACUUCCUGUUUAAAUAAUAUGGUACCAUAAAUGGUUCACUGCCCACCGUAAUCAUUAAAUUGUGACACCUUUAGUGCCCCCGCUCCAGUCUCGAUUACUCUUACCAGAAGACUUUCCUGUCAUAUCAUACCACAAAAUGCAGUAGUUCACUUGCUGUGAUCACCAAUCUAUUGCUUGGGUGGGGCCAUGGAGAUUUUUAAAAUGACCUAAUAGCCACAUAUCAAGUUACUUUUGGUUUCCCUAUUCAUCAUCUGUCCCAACACCAUCCGUGAUUAUAUCUGACACCCAGUGAGAUGCAAUAGAAAGAAGGAAAAGAUUGUACCCCAUUUUAUGUCCCCCACUGCGUCCCAAAUAGUUUGCUGGCUGAUGUGCUUGACAUCAAGAAAUGCUACCGGUAUAUGUCAAGCCAUAGCACUCCUUAGAGUUGGUGACCUCCCUCUUUUCCAUGUUACAACUUCUCUUGUGCUCUCACAAGAUUUUCCAAUAAUACUAAAGCAAAUAAUGUGGCUUUAAAAUUAUAUUCCUCCUAAAAAUAUUUAAUUUUAUUUUUUUACAAACAUAAAAAUGUUACAAGCUUUGGCGGCCAUUUAAAAUCAGCUUGCAGCCCCCGGGUUGGAGAGCACUGUUGUAGGAGAUCCUUAUGUGCCGGGAAGAUGGUGUAUGGUAUAUUUUAUGUAUGGCAAGGGGAUUGCUAGAGGAAAAAAUUUCUUUAUAGAGCUUAACUUUUAUAACUUUUUGAAUAAAAUUUUAACAUAAAACCAUUAGUAUGAACAUUACAUUUUUGUAAAGUUUUUGAGUGAGACCAAAAUUGUUCAACAAGAAUUUUGUUGGUUAAAAUAUAAAUCUCCUUAAAACAUUCAGGUGCAAUGUUCUUUCAUGUCUUAAGGAGUCUGGAUCAGUGGAGAAGUUGACUUGAGCAGACUGCCAUAUCUUAACCUAUGGUUACCAUUUUGUCACAGAUAUCUGUCACCAAGUGUUGGAUCUUUACUCUGCCAAACAGAAGAAGAUUGAUGGGGACUCACCUCCGCAGAGUCCAGCCAAGGUUGGGAAGCAAUCACCUCCGCCUCCCCCACCCCCUGACAGGACCCCGGGCAAAAGAAGCAGAGAGGUGAGAAAUUUUUGCUUUCUCUGACAUGAUACAUAAUUACAUAAGAGCUUUAUUUAUCCAAAAAUGGUUUCUCACAAUUAUCGUAGGGUGAGUCCAUGAAAAAAAACCCAUAGAUUUCAUAUGUUUGUAUCUACGUAUAGAUUUUUAGGGCUAGCACAUAUGUUCAGAUUUAUUUAAAAAAAACAACUUACUAAAUAGCCAGUUGCUCAACUGGGCUUAGGCUAAUUGUUGGGCAUAUGUCUCUGCACAUGAGGAGCCAGAAUGAUCAAUUCAUUGAUUGUGGGCCCUCAAAAUAAAGAAGAAGAAGAAGAAGAAGAAGAGUAGUCAUAGAAAGAGAGCUUUGGAAUUUAGAAUUAGUCACACAAAAAUGAUUAAAAAUUGUCCAUGAUUGAAAUUGAAGGGAUUAAUUGAUUGCCCUAAAUAUUUAAUCUCACUGAUUCAUUUCAACAAUUUUUGUAACAUGCCCGUAUUUUGUCAAGGCUAUUUAGUACAUAGUGGAUUAAAAUGAAAGUUUAAAAGGGAAAUUGUACAUUCAAAGUUGAUUAACAAUAACUCAACUUUUUAGUCUUCUCUUGCUUCAUUCAAAAAUGAAUUUUCAUGUAAGACAGCAAGAAGGGGAAUUACUUUCUCAAUUAUUUUAAAAAGGCGGUUUGCACUUUUCGUUUCUUUUUUGUUUUGUCACAUUUCACCAAAUGAUAUUAAGUUACAAUUCAUUAACCUAUGAGUCGCCUGUGAGGUGCCUGUCAGGCCCCUUUUUGCACUUUUCAAAUAAUCAAAUAUUUUAACUAAAAAGUGAAAAUUAUGGUGAUAUUUUUUAAAUCCCAAAAUUAAAUUUUUCCAAAACCAAAACUCUCAGGACACACCAUCAGAAGCUGAACCAGCAGCCAAAUCUAUCAAGACCGAGAAGGACGUGAAACCAGUGUCUUCACAAAGCAGUGCCUCAACUACUACAGGUAAGUCUGGUGGUGAACAUAGACAUUGGAUGUUAUGUUAUGUUAAGUAUGGUGGUGAACAUAGACAUGGGAUGUUAUGUCAUGUUAAGUAUGGUGGUGAACAGAGACAUGGGAUGUUAUUUCAUGUUAAGUAUGGUGGUGAACAUAGAGAUUGGAUGUUAUGUUAUGGUAAGUCUGGUGGUGACAUAGACAUUGGAUGUUAUGUUAUGGUAAGUCUGGUGGUGAACAUAGACAUUGGAUGUUAUGUUAUGGUAAGUCUGGUGGUGAACAUAGACAUUGGAUGUUAUGUUAUGGUAAGUCUGGUGGUGAACAUAGACAUUGGAUGUUAUGUCAUGUUAAGUAUGGUGGUGAACAGAGACAUGAGAUGUUAUUUCAUGUUAAGUAUGGUGGUGAACAUAGAGAUUGGAUGUUAUGUCAUGUUACGUAUUGUGGUGAACAUAGACAUUGGAUGUUAUGUCAUGUUAAGUAUUGUGGUGAACAUAGACAUUGGAUGUUAUGUCAUGUUAAGUAUGGCGGUGAACAUAGACAUUGGAUGUUAUGUCAUGUUAAGUAUGGUGGUGAACAUAGACAAGGGAUGUUAUGUCAUGUUAAGUAUGGUGGUGAACAUAGACAUUGGAUGUUAUGUCAUGUUAAGUAUGGUGGUGAACAUAGACAUUGAUGUUAUGUCAUGUUAAGUAUGGUGGUGAACAUAGACAAGGGAUGUUAUGUCAUGUUAAGUAUUGUGGUGAACAUAGACAUUGGAUGUUAUGUCAUGUUAAGUAUUGUGGUGAACAUAGACAUUGGAUGUUAUGUCAUGUUAAGUAUUGUGGUGAACAUAGACAUUGGAUGUUAUGUCAUGUUAAGUAUUGUGGUGAACAUAGACAUUGGAUGUUAUGUUAUGUUAAGUAUGGUGGUGAACAUAGACAUUGGAUGUUAUGUCAUGUUAAGUAUGGUGGUGAACAUAGACAUUGGAUGUUAUGUCAUGUUAAGUAUUGUGGUGAACAUAGACAUUGGAUGUUAUGUCAUGUUAAGUAUUGUGGUGAACAUAGACAUUGGAUGUUAUGUCAUGUUAAGUAUGGUGGUGAACAUAGACAUUGGAUGUUAUGUUAUGGUAAGUCUGGUGGUGACAUAGACAUUGGAUGUUAUGUCAUGUUAAGUAUUGUGGUGAACAUAGACAUUGGAUGUUAUGUCAUGUUAAGUUUUGUGGUGAACAUAGACAUUGGAUGUUAUGUCAUGUUAAGUAUGGUGGUGAACAUAGACAUUGGAUGUUAUGUCAUGUUAAGUAUGGCGGUGAACAUAGACAUUGGAUGUUAUGUCAUGUUAAGUAUGGUGGUGAACAUAGACAUUGGAUGUUAUAUCGUAUUCUUUUAAGAAUGAAAGUAGAAAAUGUGACAUAAUAAAAUGACAAUUAUUUGACCAAGAUAAAUAGAUACAUAUUUUGCAGUCCUUAUGUAUAUAAAUUAUAAAACAUACUAUCCCUGAAAGUUAAGAAGAAAAUAUUUUAAUUUAUAGUUUAAAUUAUACAAAAAUUGUCAUUGUAAAUACAUAAAUUUUGUCCAUCUUCCAGGUGCUCCCAUCCCAGUUGCCCAGCACAUCACCCCAUCUUCAGAUAAGCACCCCAGUUACAGCUCAGUGCAACAGAGCAACAUAGAGUUCUCCUCAUACAACCCAUACAUCUCAUCCCAAAUGUACACGGCAUCGUUCAUGUCACAAGAAGGUUCCCAGAAUAUUCAGUCUAUUCUGGCAGGCACAGCACCUCCUCCUCAGCCUGUGGCCCCUUCCUAUGCUGAGCACCAUAGUCACCACCCUCCUCCCCCAGACACCUCACAGUACGCUCCGCCCUCAGUGCCCCAAUCUGAUCUGUCUUAUGGGUACCCCCCUCCCCCGUCUCAGUACCAGCCCCCUUCGCUACCACCUCCCCACUCAUACCCCCCACCUCCAUCUGCCCCACCGCCCUAUGAUCCCUAUGCUGUGCCCCAGUCCUCCUACCCUCCUCCUUUGUACCCACCUCCGCCAGUCUCUCAGCCCCCUCCUCAGCACUCUUAUCCCCCUCCCUCCAUCCCCAAGCCACCCUACCCCAGUUAUUACCCACCCUCAAGUCAUAUCCCACAGGCCCCUCCACCACAGCCGCCCAGAAUGUCCAGCUAUUCCCAGCCUCAGUACCAGCAGCCCAACCAGCACCCUUCGCAGUCACAGCCAGGACCUCAAAACUACGGACAGCAGCCUCGUCACCGUGGCAACUACCACAAACACACGAAACAAGGCAACCGUAAGGAUAUCCCGGCCCUGACUGAAAUAAAAAUAACUGGUCGCCCUGAGUGGGGUCAUACUAAGUGAUUUUGAUUUAUCCAACAUUCAUUAUGUUAAAAAGUUGUUUCAAUUUAGUGAGCACUAAAAGGGCUAAAAAAAAUACUCAGCUCUAUUCUGUUGUUCAUUGUUCUUAUGACAUAUUCUGGAGUAAAAAUAUCAACAACAUUGACACCAACAAGUUUUUAAUAAUUUAAUUUACACUCUAUGGAAACCAAAAUAAAUAUAAACUUCUUGGGUCUGGUUGCAUAUUCAUCUUAUUUUUAGGUUGUAAUUUUAAAGUCAUAAGUAUUUUUCUUUUCUUUAUUUUUCACUCUUCUUUGGGAGUUUUGGUUACUUGUUGAAUGAUCUCCCUUUGUUUUAUUACAUGCUUUGUGGGAAUUUUUUAGUUGAUGGUCUUAGAUCAUGUCAAAGAGAAGACUUUUUAUUUCUUUUUUCAUCACUUGAAAUAAUUUUUCUCUCAGCAAUAUGGAGAAGUCCCUGACUUCAGGCUUUUAGGAAAUUCAUGUUUUAAAAUUUUAUUUAGUGCAGAUAUUAUAACAUAGUUGUUGGACUGUUAAUAAAAUUUGGCCAUGUU
This is a messenger RNA of Lymnaea stagnalis (great pond snail), 11644 nucleotides long. The record is from the annotation of a GenBank genome assembly. Lineage: Eukaryota; Metazoa; Mollusca; Gastropoda; Lymnaeidae.